This is a messenger RNA of Drosophila eugracilis, 6791 nucleotides long. RefSeq names its product receptor-type guanylate cyclase Gyc76C. The record is from RefSeq and is a predicted model, not a curated record. Gene Ontology annotation, molecular function: peptide receptor activity; ATP binding; guanylate cyclase activity. Lineage: Eukaryota; Metazoa; Arthropoda; Insecta; Diptera; Drosophilidae. The transcript has 17 exons. The coding region runs from base 1329 to 5879 and encodes 1516 amino acids. Gene Ontology annotation, biological process: protein phosphorylation; receptor guanylyl cyclase signaling pathway; intracellular signal transduction.
AAAAAAAAAUAAAAAGCCGAAUAGCAUUUCGAAUAUUCUGUGCGGUUUGUGUUAAUAAUUAUUGUUGAAUAGAAAACAAAUUCCGCCAAAUGUGUUAACAAGAGUGUUCGCAGCCGCAGAGCCAUAAAGUUUACAACAAAACCGAGAAAAAAUCGAAAAAAUAACGAAAACUGGAAUUUGUGAUAAUUGCUUUUCGGGCGAGUGCGAGAGAGGGAGAGAAGUGCAAAGAUAACAGAUUUGUUUCGUGUCCCUGAUAAGCGAUUCCAGAGCGCAUCUUUAUCUCGUCCGUGGAAUUUGCUGAUACAGCAGGAAAAGUGUAAUUUUGGGCAACUGAAUAUCGAAUGUUGCUUAGUCGACUGUAAAUUUCAAUAAUAAUACUAUAUAAGCAUGGUAUAUAUGUACAAACAUAUGUACAAAUUUUAUAUUUUAAAAAUUUUGGUUCUGAUCUAUCGGAAGCCCAUUGUUCUUCCAGAUUCUUCGCUGCAAUCUCUCUCUUUUCGACUUAAGAACACAUUGCAAUUCUCUUUCUCUCUUCCUUGCUCUCUCUCUUCGAAUGCAAUUCCCUUUUAGUGAAUUAUACCGCUACUAUUUGUUCAGUUAGUUCUUCACUCUCUCCCACUCACUCUCUCCCCAUGUGCAACAAUAAAAACCACAAAAACAACAACGCGAAAUCGAAACGUAUGUAUAUUAACCACAAUAUUUUCCAUAUGAAGAGCGAACGCGAGUAAAUAGCAACCAGAAUAAAAAAAGCACAAAGUGAACAAUCGUUAAACAACCAAAAAGCAAGCCAAUUAGAAAAAUAAACACAGUGCAAAAAUCCAACAAAAAACAGGAGAAUAGAAAAGAAAACGUCGAGAUCGUGGAAAAACAAAAAGUUUAUCUAACUGUAAAUCCGACAGCCAACGUGGGAGGCAUCCAAAGCGAAAACAGCGGAUAAAAAGGCAGAUAAAGAGAUAGAGAAAGAAAGACAGAGAGAGAGGAAAACGAUCUCUGGCAAAAGCUGAUGACAAAACGAACAAGGGCAGUUCAUAUCCCCAGUUCAAUGUAAACAUUAAUAACACCAUCAGCAAGAACGACUGAAAUCGAUUACUAGUAACUUAUGAUUCAGCCUGAUACAGCAUCCACAUAUACCCACUAUCGAUAUAGCCUCUUCCGACAGAAGUAGCAGGAAUUAUUCAACGGAAAUCAACUUUCGAGUCCUUGGAGCUGUUCUUGUGGCCACACCAACAAUUGCAGCACAAACUUACCAACUAUACAACAACAAUAUCGCUGUGAGAAUCUGUUGGGACCCAUAGGCGUCGCGCUGAACGGCCCCGGCCUAAGGGGCCAUGACGCGUUGGCCCUUUAAUCUACUACUCUUGCUGUCGGUGGCAGUCCGCGACUGUAGCAAUCAUCGCACCGUCCUCACAGUCGGCUACCUAACGGCCCUCACUGGCGAGCUCAAGACGCGCCAGGGACUGGCCAUAUCCGGUGCCCUGACUAUGGCCCUGGAUGAGGUCAACAAAGAUCCUAAUCUGCUGCCAAAUGUAGUGCUGGACCUGCGCUGGAAUGACACCAAGGGGGACACGGUACUGGCCACCAAAGCCAUCACCGAAAUGAUAUGCGAUGGCAUCGCAACCAUUUUCGGACCGGAAGGACCAUGCUAUGUGGAGGCCAUCGUCUCGCAGAGUCGAAACAUUCCAAUGAUUUCCUAUAAAUGUGCAGAGUACCGUGCAUCCGCCAUACCGACAUUCGCCCGCACCGAACCGCCAGAUACGCAGGUCGUUAAGUCGCUGCUCGCCCUUCUCCGAUAUUAUGCGUGGAACAAGUUCUCCAUUCUGUACGAGGAUGUGUGGGGUCCGGUGGCAGACCUGCUCAAGGAUCAGGCCACUAAGCGGAAUAUGACUAUAAACCACAGGCAGGUGUUCAUGGACAAUCGAGCCAAAUGCUGUGAGCAGAUGAUGGAAUGCUGUCGCUCUGGCUAUUGGUAUCAGUUAGUGCAAAACACGAUGAACCUCACGCGGAUCUACGUAUUUCUGGGAGCAGCCAAUAGUCUGGUGGACUUUAUGAGCUCCAUGCAGACCGCUGGCCUGUUUGCUCGUGGCGAGUAUAUGGUGAUCUUUGUGGACAUGAUGGUCUAUUCCGAGAGAGAAGCAGAGAAGUACCUGCGCAAAGUAGAUCAAAUAGCACAAAUGUCGAAUUGCGAAACCACGGAGAACUUCAAUCAAAUGGCCCGCAGUCUGCUCGUCGUAGCCUCCACGCCUCCCACAAAGGACUACAUACAGUUUACAGAACAAGUCCAAAAGUACAGCUCGCAGCCUCCGUUUAAUCUAUCGAUUCCCAAGCUGUUUGUCGAUAGUAAUUUUAGCAAGUUCAUAUCGAUAUAUGCCGCCUACCUGUACGACUCGGUGAAGCUGUAUGCCUGGGCUGUGGACAAAAUGCUGCGCCAGGAGACCCGAGUGCUGACAGAUGAAGUGAUCUUUGAGGUGGCCAGCAACGGGACUCGAGUCAUCGAUACCAUAAUCAAAAACCGUACUUAUAUGAGCAUCACUGGAUCCAAGAUCAAGAUCGAUCAGUAUGGCGACUCGGAAGGUAACUUUUCGGUCCUGGCCUACAAGCCCCACAAGUGGAAUAACUCCAAUAACAUGCCCUGCAACUAUCACAUGGUUCCUGUUGCUUACUUUCACCAAGGCGAAGAACAUCCAGAGUACAAGCUCAUCAACGGCUCCAUAGACUGGCCAUCGGGCGGUGAGAAGCCAGCGGAUGAACCGAUGUGCGGCUUUGCCAAUGAGCUCUGUAAAAAGGAUGACACCCACUACACGUCCACUGUUGCCGCCGUGGUUUUGGGCGUGCUUCUCUUUUGCUCCGGUGUGAUCACCAUGAGCAUAUAUCGAAAGUGGAAAAUAGAGCUAGAGAUCGAGGGUUUACUCUGGAAGAUCGACCCAAACGAUAUUAAGGGGUAUUCUGGCAAUGAAAUUGUGUCCUCUCCCAGUAAGAUCAGUGUGAUGAGUGCCCAGAGCUAUGGUUCCCGCUGGACCAACCAGUUUGUGACAUCCACUGGUCGCCUGCGUGGCGCUGUUGUCCGUAUCAAGGAGUUGAAGUUCCCCCGGAAACGUGACAUUUCCAGGGAGAUCAUGAAGGAGAUGCGAUUGCUCCGCGAAUUGCGUCACGACAACAUCAAUAGCUUCAUUGGCGCCAGUGUAGAGCCCACACGCAUACUUCUAGUCACCGAUUACUGUGCCAAAGGCAGUCUUUACGAUAUCAUAGAGAACGAGGAUAUCAAGCUGGAUGAUCUAUUCAUUGCCUCACUCAUUCACGACCUCAUCAAGGGCAUGAUCUACAUACACAAUUCUCAACUGGUCUAUCAUGGUAACCUUAAGUCCUCGAAUUGUGUGGUAACCUCGCGCUGGAUGCUUCAAGUCACCGACUUCGGGCUACACGAGCUGCGCCAGUGUGCCGAGAACGAAUCCAUCGGGGAGCAUCAGCAUUAUCGAAAUCAACUUUGGCGUGCUCCGGAGCUGCUGCGGAAUCACAUCCACGGCAGCCAGAAGGGCGACGUAUACGCCUUUGCCAUCAUCAUGUACGAAAUAUUUAGUCGUAAGGGUCCGUUCGGACAAAUCAACUUUGAACCAAAGGAAAUCGUGGACUACGUCAAGAAGCUGCCGCUCAAGGGAGAGGAUCCGUUCCGGCCGGAGGUAGAGUCCAUCAUAGAGGCCGAGUCGUGUCCGGACUAUGUUCUGGCCUGCAUCAAGGACUGCUGGGCCGAGGAGCCCGAAGAGCGACCCGAAUUCAGUGUCAUACGAAACCGAUUGAAAAAGAUGCGUGGCGGUAGGACCAAGAACAUCAUGGACCAAAUGAUGGAAAUGAUGGAGAAGUAUGCCAACAAUUUGGAAGAGAUUGUCACCGAGCGUACCCGUCUUCUGUGCGAAGAGAAAAUUAAAACAGAGGAUCUGUUGCAUCGCAUGCUGCCGCAGUCCGUGGCCGAGAAGUUGACCAUGGGUCAGGGAGUUGAGCCGGUAUCCUAUGAUUUAGUCACCAUAUAUUUCAGCGACAUUGUUGGUUUUACUGCGAUGUCGGCGGAGAGCACACCGCUCCAAGUGGUUAACUUUUUGAAUGAUCUCUACACAGUGUUCGAUCGCAUCAUACGCGGCUAUGAUGUUUACAAAGUGGAAACAAUUGGAGAUGCGUACAUGGUGGUUUCGGGUUUGCCAAUUAAGAACGGUGAUCGACAUGCGGGCGAGAUAGCUUCGAUGGCCCUGGAGCUGCUCCAGGCGGUGAAGCAGCAUCGCAUUGCCCAUCGUCCCAACGAGACGCUAAAGCUGCGUAUCGGGAUGCAUACAGGCCCAGUGGUGGCAGGCGUGGUUGGUCUCACGAUGCCGAGGUAUUGCCUCUUUGGCGACACCGUCAACACAGCGUCGCGAAUGGAGAGCAACGGAGAGGCGCUGAAGAUUCACAUUUCCAACAAGUGCAAGCUGGCGCUGGACAAACUGGGCGGUGGCUACAUAACCGAGAAACGAGGCCUCGUCAAUAUGAAGGGCAAGGGCGAGGUGGUUACCUGGUGGCUAACUGGAGCCAAUGAGAAUGCGAUACAGAAGAAAUUGGUGGAUAUGUUGGACAUGCCGCCGCCGUUGUUCAGCCGUCCACGAAAGAGUCCAAAACUGAAUCCCGACUCUCGGCAGCCAAGCAUCCUGGCCAUGCACUACUGCGGUAGCGGAUCCAGACGCCAAAGCACUGUUCCCAGGCUGCUUGACGGCGAGUCCACUUAUAGCCUCCAGGGAUCUGUGAGGGAAUCACCGCGCAUGGUCAGCAGACGGGACAGGGAUUGGGAGCGACCCUCCAUCAAUGGGCCGGGCGCAGGGCACUUUGUUGGCGGAGCUCUACUCGAAUCCGCAUUAGCCUCGCUCAGCACGCUGAAUCAUUCCGAAACAAACGAAACGAACUGUGAUAUGGAUGGGGGAUCGGGAGGAGUGUCAGGAUCUGGAUCAGGACUAGUGCGCCAGCCCAAUGCGCUGCACAAGCCUUUGGCCAUGGUGCGCCCGCACAGGAUUAUUAGUGCUGCCCAGUUACCGCAAUUGGGAGAUAUUGAGGAUGACUCCGCAGAUAUGCUGUUACGAGAGUCUCGUUCCCUGGACCCCAUGCCCAUGCAGCAACUGCGCAAGCGCCACGACAGGGUGAAGUUGCCGCCCUCCAAGUUGUCCAAGAACAAUUCGCGAUCGCUAGACACGGGUGUAUCGCUGAUCAGUGGGAACCCCAAUGGAGAAGUAGAAUCAAGUCAGAUAGAUCUGGAUGACGAGAUGUCCGCCAAUCCGGUUGAUGCAACGGAUGGCUACGACGAUGAGUUGGGCUUGCUGAUGCGGCACGACAACGGUCAGCUGCCCCCACUCCGCUAUUCAGGCAGCUUUCCUAAUGCCCAAAUCAGCACUGUUCCUACAGGAAGACCAGGAGGAGGAGGUGGUAUUAACUGUUCUAAGCAUCUGAACAACAACUGCAACGGCGGAAUGAAUGUCGAGGAUGAUCUUGAGUCACCGCUGCUGCAACGCCAGGCAUCGCUGUCAGUUCCGCCGGAGAUAUUGACGCACAACAAACGCUGGCAUUCAAUGGAGCACAUGGAUGGACCCGGUGGCCAUGGUGGAAAUAACGUGAGCUAUGCCGCCGACAUUGAUAACCGCCAGCCCGGAGACCUUGACUUCCUCAGCGGCUCAUCUAAUCAGCACAGAGCCAAAACAGCUGGUGGCAGCAAGCUGACCAACUGGAUGACAAACAUCUUCAAGGGCAACGGGGUACGCAGCGGUGAGGCUAGGCGAAUAGGAAUCCUGCCCAGCGGCGUGCACGGAGCACGAACUGGAUUUACGGACAUGGCGCCAUCGGCAGCGGGCCGGGAUCGUGAGAGUAUAGUAUAGAGAUAACGAGGAGGCAGCGUAGAAACUAAGAAAGGUGGAGCAGAAUGACCAGGAUGAGCCGGAUGAGAGAGGUGGAAAAGUUACUCAGGAACCGUGUCGAGCAGGAAACGAUCGUCUUUUGGCUUAUUUCUUUGUUUUAUGUAUUGUUGUUUGUAUUGAUCGAACGAUUUGUGUGUCUGUGUUGGAAGUCCUACACUUAUAAACAUGUACCAGCCUGCUCCUAAAUAGUUUAUUGCUCUGGCAUUGCACGAUUUGAACUGUCCCCGGGACUCCAAUCUAUUUUUACUUGAUUUCAAUGGAAAUCCUGCGAUCCCGAAGCAGGAGCGAGCAGAAGCUGAAGCGAAAAUCAUACAUAGCAUAUAUUUGAUAACUCUACAUAUAUACAUAUUAGAGAAGCCGAAAAAACCGUCUAGUCACAAGGUCUUCAGACUAGUUAUUGUUUUAUAUAAAAUACACACACACACCCACACAUCUAAAUGUACGUUUGUAAAUGUAAUACACACACACACACAACCACACACAUAUUUAUACGACGAUGAAGAAUCAAAAAACAAAUAUUUUAUGUAAAUGUAAUCGAAAUUUUUUGCUUUCUAUAAAUGAUGCGCUGCAGCAAACAAAUUAUGCUUAAAACAUAACCUAGUUAAUUUAUGUAUUUGAAAAACAAAAAGAUAAUGAAAAAUGUAAUGUAUCAAUGUGUUUUGCUAGUACGUAGUUAAGUGCGUGUGAUUGUACGUAAUGUUUAAGUCUCUACAACUAAAAUAAUAAUUUUAAUUAAUUAAUUAUGAACGAGAAUUGUGAGCAGAGAAGUGCGAGAAGGCGCCCCAUGCGUGGUGUUUUAGCUGUAUGUAUGUAUGUAUAUUUUUAAAAUAAAAUUUGUUAAAUUUGCCAUAUAUAAAUACAAACAAGAAACUA